AAAAGAACAAAACAGAAAUCACAUAUCUUCAAGCUUAACGUAGUUGAAACAAUUUAGACAGGUGUUGUUUGGAGGUUAGAACACAUGUUCUGAUGUUCAUCGUGGAUCGUGUGCUACAGCUACGGAAACAGCAACAGCCAAGCAGUUGUUUUACAGAUGUCAACUGCCCACAGAUUUGGGUGUGCUUAUUCAACGAUUCUUAGGUCACUGUGCCAUAUCCUCAAUGCAUUGCCCUACUCAAAAAAAUUUACAGAAAUAUUGUACGCUUGUUCUAUAUAAAACAAUCAAACAGGAGAGAGCAACACCCUAAUUAGGGUUUUUAAUCAGGUGGUGGACAUGGAGAAGGAAGAGAGAAAGGUGGUAAAUAAGAGAGGCGGAGGAGGAGGAGGAGGAGGAGGAGAUAGCAUGGAGCGGUCGAGAAAAGGUUGCAUGAAAGGGAAGGGAGGGCCGGAGAAUGCUUUAUGCAGCUUUAGAGGAGUGAGGCAGCGGACGUGGGGGAAAUGGGUAGCGGAGAUUCGAGAGCCGAAUCGCGGGGCUAGGCUUUGGCUCGGGACUUUCAACACUUCGACGGAGGCAGCACUUGCUUAUGAUGAAGCAGCUAGAAAACUCUACGGCUCCUCCGCCAAGCUCAACUUGCCAGCCCACCACCAGCACCCGUCGUCCUCAUCGUUGUCAUCUGCUAAUUUGACCUCUUCAGUCACUAAGCCUACUUCUGAGUAUGGAUACUCCAUGAGGGAUUCGAGUAGUGGCAGUGGUUCUGCCAGUGGUGGUGGUGGUGAAGCUUCUCUGGCUUCAUUGACGGUCGGAGGUUGGAGUGUUGGAGAUUAUUUGUGGGAAAAUGGUAGUAGUGGUACUAAUAGUACCACUGGUUGUGUGUUGAGUAAUUGGGGUGCAAUUUGUGGAGAAAAGGAUAUCAUAGAGAUGAAUGGCAUGGGAGUUAUGAUGGAGUUGGGAGGAGAUGAGUUCAUAAAUUGGGAUGCUUUGGAACCUCCAUCGUGGAACUAAUCAAUUAGCUAGUUGAGUUUGUGAAGGGUCAAAUAUGUCCUGGAUUAGUAAAAACGAAGGGUCAGAUAUGUCCUGGAUUAGUAAAAACUUGUGUAUAUUAGCUUCAUAUAGCUUUUGUAGGAAGCCUUUUUUUUGUUUUUUUAAAUGUUAUAUGUUAGUUUAUGUUUUCAUCUAUUUUAUCUUUUAUGUUAGUGGAACGAAAAAUAAGGCACAUAUCAUGUAACUAUCUUUCUCUCCCUACUUUUUCUCCAAA
This is a messenger RNA of Pyrus x bretschneideri (Chinese white pear), 1258 nucleotides long. Its product is annotated as dehydration-responsive element-binding protein 2D-like. The record is from RefSeq and is a predicted model, not a curated record. Gene Ontology annotation, cellular component: nucleus. NCBI's taxonomy places the organism in Eukaryota, Viridiplantae, Streptophyta, Magnoliopsida, Rosales, Rosaceae. The coding region runs from base 337 to 1005 and encodes 222 amino acids. Gene Ontology annotation, biological process: response to stress; positive regulation of DNA-templated transcription. Gene Ontology annotation, molecular function: DNA-binding transcription factor activity; transcription cis-regulatory region binding. The transcript has a single exon.